Molecule: messenger RNA, 1492 nt
Organism: Manihot esculenta (cassava)
Lineage: Eukaryota; Viridiplantae; Streptophyta; Magnoliopsida; Malpighiales; Euphorbiaceae
Product: ornithine decarboxylase
Exons: 1
Coding region: 100-1362 (420 amino acids)
Cellular component (GO): cytoplasm
Molecular function (GO): ornithine decarboxylase activity
Source: RefSeq, a predicted model, not a curated record
CGCAGCUAUAAAUAAGGGCAUGAUUUUGAGGUCCAUUAUCAAACCAACUCUUAUUCCAUCUAUUAUUAAUUACCUCACAAGCAUCACCAGCCUUCAUCCAUGUCUCUCAAUCCAGUUAGUGCAAAGGAUCUCAAAGUCAUAUCAGAGGUUAGCAGGGUGAAAAGCCAAGAUAUUGCUACACUUCCAAGAGAUGCUCUCACCAAUUUUAUAAGAUCUAUUAAUGAAAAUCAGCAAGAGACUGAACCCUUUUAUGUUCUUGAUCUAAGGGUUGUGAUUGGACUCAUGGAGAAAUGGAAUCAGUCCCUGCCUAAUGUGAAGCCCUUUUAUGCUGUUAAGUGCAAUUGCGAAGCUGCAAUACUUGUUGCUCUUGCAACUCUUGGAGCAAACUUCGACUGUGGGAGCAAGGCUGAGAUUGAGACCAUUCUUGGCCUUGGUUACAGUCCUGGGAGGAUUCUUUACGCCAAUCCAUGCAAAGCUAUUUCCCAUAUUAAGUAUGCAGCAAAAGUUGGAGUAAAUCUCACAACCUUUGAUUCCAAAGAAGAAGUUAAUAAGAUCAAGAAGUGGCAUCCUCACUGCAGAUUGCUUCUUCGACUUAAAGUACCAAACGAUGAUCAUCUCAAGAUGAUCUCUUCACGUUCGAUUAAUGAAAAAUUUGGUGCCUUUCCUGAUGAGAUUGGGCCACUUCUCCAACAUGCACAUCAGGCUGGUCUACAGGUUCUUGGAGUUUCAUUCCAUGUAGGGUACAAAGCAUCAGAGGCAAAAAUCUUUCGUACUGCAAUUUCUGCAGCAAGAUUUGUAUUCAGUGCGGCUGCUGAGCUCAAAAUGCCUCCGAUGCAUAUUCUUAACAUCGGAAGAGGGUUUAGAGACAUCCCACUAUUUGAUGAGAUAGCAAAAACUGUAAAUGAUUCAAUCCAGGAAUAUUUUCCUGAUGAAAAAUCAGUUUCAGUGAUUGCUGAGCCAGGGAGAUUCUUUGUUGAAACUGCAUUCACUAUGGUGACAAAUGUUAUCGGGAAAAGAGUAAUCAGAGGAGAAGCAAUUCAGUACUGGAUUGAUGAUGGGAUUUAUGGGUCAUUUAACCUUGCAGUGUACGAUCGUUCCUCUAUGAUUUUGAAGCCAUUGCUACUGCAAAGUGAAGAUGGUGAUUGUGCAGGUUCAGAAGCAGCUGCUUCAUCUACUAUAUUUGGACCCACUUGUGAUGCAUUAGAUAUUGUAGUGAGUGAUUGCAAGUUGGUUGAGCUACAAGUUGGUGAUUUGGUAGUGUUCUACAACAUGGGUGCCUAUACUACCUCUCCUGCAACCAAGUUUAAUGGGUUUAAUAGAUUUGCUAUGCCCACCUAUCUUGCCUAUACAACUCCAAACUGAAGAAGCAACUCUGUUUUAUUGGUUGAAAAAUAUUUAUUAUUUUAUUUUUUUUAAUUAUUCACUACUCAUUAUAAUUUUCAACCAAUCAUUUAAAAAAGUGAUUAUAAGGAUUUUUUUAUAAUCAUUUCAA